AUGACGGAGAUGCGACUCUGCACGCAGCUGAGCCUCGACGACUUCCUCUGCAUCGAUGGCCUGACCGGUGUCACCGUCCUGCCCGAUGAUACCCGCCGAAACUUCUUCCGCCAUCUCGGCCUCCAGGAGCACAACUACCGCCAUCGCCUCUUGUAUCGGAGGAUGAAGCAGGAAGCCCGCGUCGCCAUGCAACGACUCUUCGACACGCGCGAUUCCUUGCGCCCAGAACUCAUCGACGACGAGACUGUCACUGUACCCUACCGGCUCGACCAAAUCGCAGAAACGGCCUUUCAAGUCCAAGUCGAGGAGAUCUACAGGACGGCAUCUCGUCAGACGCGAGGCAUCUACGACCUUACUAACACCGGCGAUGGGAGGCACUGGGUCAUUCGCUGGAUGCUGUGGCGUAUCGUGCGACAGAGCGAGGGUCAAGAUUAUCAAGCGACCAGCAGCGGGGCCGAGUCGGACUAUUCAAUGCUGUCGACAUGCUCCACCGCGACCGACUAUCCCAGCGUUCGGACCGAUCACCUCAGUCCUCCUUGGUCCAGUCCACUCUGGAUGCCGAGCCGAUUGACUCCUCACGAUUAUAGCGAUAGCGAGGAUUGGGAGGAGCCCCCACCAAAAGCCAUCAAGCUGGACCCCGACGACAGAGUCUUCAUCAAGCCCGCCAUGCCGACACCCAAGACAGCUUACUGGGAUCAUGUCAUGGGAAACACCUGA
Molecule: messenger RNA, 717 nt
Organism: Lecanosticta acicola
Lineage: Eukaryota; Fungi; Ascomycota; Dothideomycetes; Mycosphaerellales; Mycosphaerellaceae
Source: the annotation of a GenBank genome assembly